Paramuricea clavata is the source of this 2688-nucleotide messenger RNA. NCBI's taxonomy places the organism in Eukaryota, Metazoa, Cnidaria, Anthozoa, Malacalcyonacea, Plexauridae. The record is from the annotation of a GenBank genome assembly.
GAAAACUAUUUCUGUGUACGUUGACAAAGGAGGAAUACUUCUGGUUGUAGAAAGACCGCUCUCCGAUUAUCUUAUAUAUCAGCAUAUAAUUCGUGGUACGUAAUCUUGCAUGAUGAACAAAUUCAGCUGUAAUCAGUAAACUUCUACUUGUUCGAGAUCAAGGCAACAAAUUUUCUCUAUUUUAGUUAUCAUUUUGUCCACACAGCAAUAAGAUUUCAUAGGUCAGUUCUUAUAUAAAUAAAUAUAAAUAAUGAAAUCUCUGACUGAAGGUGUUUUUUACAGCAGCAAGCCUGCAGACGGAUAUUCUCAUUGAUGUGAAUACUGAAAUAGUCAUAGUUGGCAAGAUAUCAUUUAUUAUUUAUAUAGUUACUGUAUUCUAAACCCUUCCAGUCUUUUAGUUAAGGAACCAAAUGACGCCAUCCAGGAUUUUUACAGCAUUACUCUUCACAAGUGUAAGUAUAAAUACCAAUUUGUUCGCAGGGUUGUUCUAUAUAACCUGAUCCCAGUGUAUAAGCCCACCAUAUUCAAUAAAGCUCAGGCCAUUCCGAAUACAAGCCGCCCGACCCUCCCCCCCACACACACAAUGUUGAUAAAACAUUGAUUAUUAUAACCCUGUUAAGCAGUGUCCGCCGUUAGGUGGAGGUAUUGCGAGAUGUCAAUCUGAUUGAAUUAUUUCUUAUACAUGCUCAAUAUGUGCUCCUGUGCCCCCCAGUUCCACAUAUCGUACUAUAGCGUAUAUGCCAGCGUCAUGAAAAAUAUCACUCAUACGCUGGUAUACGUUGACAUAUACGUAUACGCUAGGGGUACGUUAGGCAUAGGUUCCCCGUUGUACACGUUUCAAGCACGGUCACAUACGGUGGUAUAUACAGUACGCUGGCAUAUACGACGAGGCCCGGCGAGACAGAAACAUUUUUUGAAGCAUGGAUGGGUUAAACAUUUUGUGCGUAUUCAAACGUACCGUAGCGGUGACUACGCCAGAUGUACGGUACUCAUACGCUGGCAUUUUAAGGGAUUUUUGUAAUUUUGUGCGUAUGAAAAUUAUUUCAUUAAUUUCCAUACGUUUCUCUCAUACGCAAUAGCCAGUGUGCAUGACAGGGCCUUAUAAACUUGCACAUGUGCACAUGCAGGGUUAACGUUGGAUUAACCGGCGUUUCGUGAGGCCCGUGGCAUUUUAAACGCUGUCACUGAAUAACUGAAUUCAAGAAUAUAUUUUUGUAUUCCAUGCGUCCUGUGUUUUAAAAAAAAAAUAUAGCUAUACAUAAUGAUUUGAACUAAAAAUCAACCCAGUUUAACUCAACUCAUACAGCACGUUGUACAAUCAGCGAUAAUGGUUGAUAGCUGCAUAUUACAUUAUAUAAUAUAUUGCAAUACUUGGACUUUAAAGCAAAAGUUGUAAACGAAAAGUAUGUACCAGCUGAGCAAUCUGUUUGUUUGGGCCCAGCGCCAAAACGGAACAAAAAAUUCGAAACGAGUAAGCGCGUGCAUGGGCCCACAUGCAAUAUAGCGCGGAGCCCGUGCAUGCAGGCAUUGCCAUAAUGCCGCUUCUGUCAUAUGGUUAAUCCACCCUGAUCACACAUGCAUAAAACACUAAAAUAUAGUUCAAAAUAAAAAAUACGGAUAAAUGUGAGGAUAAAAAACAUGUUCAAAUAAACAAACCUUAAUCUUCAUUUUAUACAUCCAAUUUUAUAUUUUUUUGCAGAUGAUGUUUUACACCUCUAAAGGUAUAGUCGUGUAAUUAUUACUGUUACUUCAUAUACACAUUCUUUUUGGCGAAUUCCUUCGCCUGGAAAGGCGCUCGAAACGCCGGAAUUGUUGUUAUAUUUUUCACACAGUUUGAUCCUGCAAUUCCUGAAGGAAUAAUAUAUUUUAACCUAAUUCACAGCUCGGCCAUUGAAACCGCAGUGCUUACAUGAUUGUGUUCCAUGUCCUCUUGGCUCCCUGCAAUCUCGUCGCGAUCUCACUUUGAUAGGGGUUACUCAAAUACCUGAACCUGUCUGCCCACCUUGUAACCCUUGUGGUAGAGGUAUGAGUUUAAACAACAUGGAAAUAGUAUACUAGUUCUUGUCGAAAUUGCAAAUAAUCUGCCCGCUAAGAAUUCGUAUUAGUUUGAUAUUGAUUGAAAACAUACAGAAUCAUGCUGAAAUUCUGUCUCUGCAGUUAGAAUGCAUGAUAUGUAUAUAAGAAGUUAUAAGACCAUUGAAUGCCUUUCAAUACAAACAAAUUAUAUCCUUUAUUACUUUAUUACUUUAUUCAAUUUAAAAACGUUUCUGAUUGUUGCCAUUGCCGUCCUUCCGAUAAUAUCACAUAAAAUAAUCUCACAUUAAUUUUUUAUUUGAUAUAGAUAAUGUCAGUCCAUGUCAAAAUAUCAAAUGCCCAAAGCGUCAAUUUUGUGUAAUUGACGUGAAAACUGGUACACCAAAAUGUACACGAUAAUCUUGCUUGACCUGAAAAUUUACACCUCACGGUUAUUGAUUCUGUUGAAUCUCGGUGCAAGGAUUUCAAUGGGACGAUUUAAUUACUACUCGAUUUAUUAUAAUUACUACUUCAUCAAUGUUGUCACAUGCGUAACUCUAUACUGCAUGGAUUCAUGUGUAUAUUAGAAUACAAACAAAGUUAGUUAAUAAAAUGUCCUAUUUUUUUCAUCUUUGACGCAGUUUACGUUUCAUCUCAUAAGAUAUGAUUACCUGC